GGCUGCUGGAGCCCGGACUCUCCCGGUCCCGCCCCCGGGGCCGUUUGACUCGGGGAAGGAGGGUGUGGACGCAGUCCCGGGCCGGUUGCUGCAGUAGCUGCGUCAGGUGAGUCUGGGAGCCGCAGACACCGGGUGCCCAACUGCACGGCCGGGAAGGCGGGGACGAGGAAGCACUGGCCAAGGAGCCGCCGGAGUCACCCCUCUCGAGUCGCGCCUAGCGUGGGCAUGCAGGCGAGAACCCCGCGGGUCGGGCUGCCACUGAGGACCCCGCCGAGCGCUCACUCGCGUCCGGCCCAGGGCGGGAGAGAGCGCGGAGCCGCGAGCGAACCCGGCACCGUAAGCAGCAAGAGUGGCUACGACUUCAGGGCCGCAAGCGAACCCGGCACCAUGAGCUGCAAGGGUGGCCACGACUUCAGGCGGGUGGCGAUCCGGCGGAAGUCCAACCCCUCCUACCUGCUGCCUGGGACCCCCAGGCCCUGGAGUCGGCCGUCCUCGCACCUGCACCUGGGACGGGCCGAAACGGACACCUUCAGGAUCCAGCCAUCCGCGGACGCUCCAGGUCCACAGGUUGCAACCCCACACCUGGGUUCUGCGCACCUGAGUCCUGCGUACCUGAGUCCGUCUGACCGAGUUUUCCUGUGGAACCCCGCUCCGCCAGCUGCUGGUUUUGCUCCGCUUACAGGCAGCAGUACCUGUCCAAAGAUCACCAUAGUUCCACUCUCUGUGAAAAGCAGCACAAGCACGCUCAUUGAUCAGAAUGUAUCUGAUGAAGAGGCUCAGGGAAUAAAUGGAAAAACUCCAGCAAAACACUCAGCUGCAAGUCCAAAGCCACAAGUGCCUCCAAAGCCAUUACACCUGCAGAAUCCAUCUCUGUCCAGUAUACACCAGGCCCCCAGGCAGAAAGCUUUGUCUAGCGCAGCACCCAGGAUGGAGGAAGUUAAACCUGCCUCUGCUGCUUGUGUCUCAAAAGAAAAAUCCAGUAAGAUAUCAGAUCUCAUCAGUCGCUUUGAAGGAGGCAGCACAUUAUCAAGUUAUAGCGAUUUGAAGAAAACGUCUGCUAUGAACCCAAAUGCUCCUAGAACCCCUGGAAGGCUUGGGUUGACAACCACACCUCAGCACAAACUCCUCUCCCAGCACCCGCCACAGAAGCAGGGAGAUGAUCCAGGUCCAGCUCAGGGUGUACAGACUUGUGUGGCUAACGGUGUGGCGGAGGCUCAAAACCAGGUGGAAUGUGAGGAGGAUAAAGCGGCCGCCACUGGCCCGGACAUGCCUAUUCAGACUUCCGAGCCCUUGCUUGGUGUGAGCUUAGUGAAUGGAGAAAGGGACGAGAGCACCACAGGCCCAGCCUCACCCACAACAAAUGACUGUGAUGCAGAGGCUUCCGACAGUAGCUGCAGGACUCCAAGUGCAGACCCAGCCCUGCCCCUGGAAGAAGGAAAGGCAGACACUGAAGCCAAGGCGCAGGAGAGGGAGGAUGGGGACAGCCCGCUGGAACCGGAACGGCUGGAUCAGCCCCAGGAGACGAAGGAGACAAAUGAGCAAAAACUUCACAACAUAGCCAAUGAACUCUUGCUUACGGAAAGAGCUUACGUCAACCGACUUGACCUCUUAGAUCAGGUAUUUUAUUGCAAACUGUUAGAAGAGGCAAAUCGAGGCUCAUUUCCAGCAGAGAUGGUGAAUAAAAUCUUUUCUAAUAUUUCAUCAAUAAAUGCCUUCCAUAGUAAAUUCCUAUUGCCAGAGCUGGAGAAAAGAAUGCAAGAAUGGGAAACUACCCCUAGAAUUGGUGAUAUCCUUCAGAAAUUGGCACCAUUCCUGAAGAUGUAUGGAGAAUAUGUGAAGGGGUUUGAUAACGCAAUGGAAUUAGUUAAAAACAUGACAGAGCGUAUUCCCCAGUUCAAAUCAGUAGUUGAAGAAAUUCAGAAACAGAAGAUCUGUGGGAACUUGACUUUGCAGCAUCACAUGCUGGAACCUGUUCAGCGGAUUCCCCGAUAUGAGAUGCUCCUUAAGGAUUACCUGCGGAAGUUGCCCCCUGAUUCUCCCGACUGGAAUGAUGCUAAAAAAUCACUUGAAAUUAUAUCUACAGCAGCAAGCCAUUCUAAUAGUGCAAUAAGAAAAAUGGAGAACCUAAAGAAACUCUUAGAGAUUUAUGAAAUGUUGGGAGAAGAAGAAGACAUUGUAAACCCUUCAAACGAACUAAUAAAAGAAGGACAGAUCCUUAAACUAGCUGCUCGGAACACCUCAGCACAAGAACGCUACCUUUUCUUAUUCAACAACAUGUUGCUGUACUGUGUGCCAAGAUUCAGCUUGGUGGGCUCUAAAUUCACAGUUCGAACCAGGGUUGGCAUAGAUGGAAUGCAGAUUGUAGAGACUCACAAUGAGGAAUACCCACACACUUUCCAGGUGUCUGGGAAAGAGAGGACACUGGAAUUGCAAGCCAGUUCUGAACAAGAUAAAGAAGAGUGGAUCAAGGCCCUUCAAGAGACUAUUGAUGCUUUCCAUCAGAGGCAUGAAACCUUCAGAAAUGCGAUUGCAAAGGACAAUGACAGUCAGUCCGAGGUUUCUACUGCCGAGCUAGGGAAAAGAGCCCCAAGAUGGAUCCGAGAUAAUGAAGUAACGAUGUGUAUGAAAUGUAAAGAGUCCUUCAAUGCACUGACAAGGAGAAGGCACCAUUGUAGAGCGUGUGGACAUGUGGUUUGUUGGAAGUGUUCUGAUUACAAAGCUCAGCUGGAGUAUGAUGGCGGGAAAUUGAGCAAAGUUUGUAAAGACUGUUACCAAAUAAUAAGUGGAUUCACAGACAAUGAAGAAAAGAAAAGAAAAGGAAUUUUAGAGAUUGAAGCAGCAGAAGUAUCUGGAAACAGCGUGGUGUGCAGCUUUCUUCAGUAUAUGGAGAAGUCCAAGCCCUGGCAGAAAGCUUGGUGUGUGAUCCCCAAACAAGACCCACUCGUGCUGUACAUGUACGGUGCCCCCCAGGAUGUCAGAGCGCAGGCCACCAUUCCACUCCUGGGCUACAUUGUGGACGAUAUGCCGCGGAGUGCAGACCUGCCACACAGUUUCAAACUGACCCAGUCCAAGUCUGUGCACAGCUUCGCUGCGGACAGUGAGGAACUGAAGCAGAAGUGGCUGAAAAUCAUCUUUCUAGCUGUCACAGGUGAGACGCCAGAGGCUCCUAACGAGCAUUCAGCUACCUUGGACGAUCACCCCGAACCUAAGUAAAAAUCACAACGCUGAACUCCAGUACCAGCCUGUGUGGGGGUCUCAAGAUUCACAGCUCGACAUUCCCAGCUCUCCUUACUCAUCUCUUAGCACUUUAUGUUGAAAAAUAGAGGCUCAUACAGGUAUCUGUUAGGACUAUUUUCCUAUGUUUAUGUACUCUUGGUGAAAUUAAUGUGUAGAGCCAUUCUACCGAUAAAAGUUGGAAAUAAUGUGAAAAUGGAGCAUUUUUUUAAAUGAGCUAUUUCUUGAAUAUGUACUUUUGUCUUGGAGAAAAUAGUAUUAAGUGAUUAAUCACUAUCAGGUUAGAAUAGGCUACUGUCGUUUAAGAAAUCUUUUAAUGUCUUCUCUUUCACAAGCAGGACUUGUAACAAUUUGAAAGAUAUACCUCCAUGUUGCCAAAAUAGAUCCAUAGUUUAAAAAGUUACAAGUAAAGUUUAGGCUAUUGUAUUAACUUAUUUAAUUUAGUUUAUAAAACUCAAGCUGCAUAAAUAACAUAUGUCCUUUUAAAGCAAAAGAAAAAGGGCAGAUUGUCGGGGUUCAAACUUUUGACUUAUUAAGAAAAGGUAAUACUUGUUUUUGUAGAAAUACUCUGAAGAAUAAAAUAUCUUAAGUAUAAAGCAAUUAUGUAUAUAUAGCAUUAAAUAUAAAUAUAUAUACUAUACAUGCUUUUCAGAUUUAGGUUCAUAUUUGUCUCUAAUUUAUUUUUAAAAUAUAAAGCAUGUUUUAUCUUGGAAUUGGACAAUGUUCUAAAAUUAAAUGUUUUUUUGUGAUUUAUGUUUAACUGAUUGACAUCUAAGGGUAUUGGUAUUUUUAUAAUAAGAUACAGCAGUAAUUUAUGUGGCAUGGGAUAUAUUAGUGAAUUCCAACCAUAUUUUUAAACUAUUAUUAUUUUUUGUUCUGUGCCUAUUUAAAACAGUGCCUCUCCUUGAAGGUGCUAAUAAUUUCUAUUUAAAUAUAAGGUGAGGGUUUAAUUAAUGCUUCGGUAUUGCUUAUUCUGAGAAGAAGUGCAUUUCAGUGGGAUAGUCAAAGUCAUACAGGUUAUGAUACCUUUUGUAACGCUCUAAUUGUUACAACAGUUACCAUCAGCAUGCACAGACAGUUUCUCAAAACCCUGAGUUGUACAAGAUACCCGACCUUCCACAGAACUGGGACAUCUGGGAACUACACUUACUGUACUGUUUUUCGUUUCCGUAAGACUGUUAAGCGUGGUUAAAUGAGGACUGCAUGUAACUAAUACUUAAGAUAACUGUGUAUGCCUGUCCCUUUGUGAGAUGUGAAACAAAAUUCACGUGUGAUAAUCUAUGCUUGAGGGGCUGGAUAAAUAUUAAAGGAAGUUUGUGCUCAACUCUUUAAACCUCACCAAAGAAGAGCAGGGGAAACACAGUGUUGAAAAGCGAUGCUUUAUGGGAGGUCUUGGGGAGGUCCGAGAUCAUUGAAGAGAGUCUGAGCAUUCUUUUCUCGUUUAUCCUUCUGGGGUAUCUUAAUAGACAAAUGUAAUUCCUUGUGACGAAGGCUGCUCUUCACUAUAUUGUAGUUAUGAUGAAAGUCUCACAUUAAGUUGGCUAUUUAACUUAAUCCUUUUCUCAAAUUAGAUCUGGUUGUUGUUGUUUUUUCCAUUUACCCUGUUAAGCCCCAAAUAUUAUCACUUGGAAUGCAUCAGUCUAGAAAUCCACAAGACUGACCUCACUGUCCUCCGCCUUUGAGGAUUACACCUUAAAUGUAGUAUCGCUCCACUCAGAAUUUGAGGUUCUCACUCAUUUACUUAAGUCCUCUAAAGCAAAUUUGAAAUCGCUCCUGUUUCCCUCCCCACCCCAAAGGAACAGAUGAACUGCUUAUGGCCGGCAUGGUUAGGUUGCCUUCCUCUGUAAAAGCAAUAGCAGCUGUGAUCAUUUCCAUUAAACCAAAUACUUGGAGCCAAAAAGAGGUAAAGGUAACUUCUUCCUGUUAAAUCAGGGACAGACUUAUAAAUACUUUACGUUGCUUCUCUUUUCUAGUUGCCUGCCGUGUGUGUGUGUGUACAGAACAUUGUGUUCAUGGGUGGUUACUGAGAAGGUUAACUGUAGCUGUAAAUGAUGCUUUGGUUUUCUUACUCUCAAGAAGAGAGAAGCAAUAAAAAUGUAGAAGGAUUAUCAGGGGAAGAUGACUUUUUAUAAAUGUGGAUAGAACAGUGGAAAUGUCAGGGCCAAUUAGAAGAUUUAUGGGCCAGAUACUUUCUGAAGACUGUACUUUCCUGAUCAGUAAGCUCCUGUCCUGCAAUGGAAGUAACACAGACAGUGUGGGCUCAGUAAAUAUCUGUUAUUUAACUUAAUUAUUGAGAGAACACCCAUGAAGAGAGUAUUUAUUAUUAUGCUCUUAAUAUUAUCUCUAAUUUGAUUUAAAAAAAUUAUCUCUAGUUCAAUCAAUUCUAUUAUAAAGGAAUUUCUGGUUCUCCAGGUACCAUCUUCAUACCCCACGCAUGUUCUUAGCCAAGCACAGAGAGGAGCAGUGAAGCAGCCUUACCUGUGUUUUUUGUUAGAGGCACUAAUGCUUUUACUUGGAGAAAGGCAAAGAAAUCCUCUCAGUCAGCCGGCCAAUUAGUAAGCACGCUGCUUAACCCGAACCCUCAAAGCAUGACUGAUCACAAGAAUAAUCUAUGUCUUUUGUUUCUUGAGACACCUGAGCAGUCGUGAUAGACUGAACCUGAAAAAGUAAUUGGUUGCUUUCCUAUUAAAACCAACAUUCCAUAUGGGUCUUAUUAUUUAUUUUCUCUAAUUUGGUGCUUUCUAAGUCGUCUUUUCUUUAAAGUGCCCUUCCUCCAAAUUAAAAAAUAUACACAUUUUUGCUAAAAACUGUUGUUCAUGAUACAACAUUCCAGUUUUUGUAAAUGUAAAUUUUGCUUUACUGAACAUCUACCACUUGGGAUAUUAAGUAGGAAAUGCGGUGCACACCGAUCUCCAGGCUUUAAUACUGAAAACGCCAGCAGCUACUUUUGUGGCAACCACAUCUACAGUGCUGUCGUGUGUGCAAGCAAUAAAACUCCUCAGGGUGUGUUUUUAUACUGCAGUUUUCAUGUGAGCGCCCCCAGCGCAGGACAUAGGGCAUGAAGUGUGACUCACUGCUCAGUGUGGGGAAGAGAAGGUGCGUGUGAGGAGUGGGCACGAUUCCUCGGAUUCAAAUAACCACCAGAAUCAUUUUACUUUUGCAAAGGGUGAGGAUGGCGAGAAGCGUGAAAGCACAUCACUGCUUCGUCAGCAGCCUUUCAUUUUACACGGAGUUGAAUAGCAUCCAGGUUGGUGCAGUUACCUUCACUGUGUAACCUACCCCCAUUUUUUAAUACCCCCAUUUUUAAAAAUUACUGAACUUUUUAAAGAACUAGCCUUUUAAAUGUGCCCCAUCCCCAUCUAUAAAUAUACACCGAUUUUUUAAAAAGGAAUACUUGCUAUAGUCCUAAAAGAAAAAAAAAAACAAAACGAAACUACAAACUUCAUAGCA
Artibeus jamaicensis (Jamaican fruit-eating bat) is the source of this 6684-nucleotide messenger RNA. RefSeq names its product FYVE, RhoGEF and PH domain containing 4 (gene FGD4). Gene Ontology annotation, cellular component: cytoplasm. Gene Ontology annotation, molecular function: guanyl-nucleotide exchange factor activity; metal ion binding. Gene Ontology annotation, biological process: cytoskeleton organization; filopodium assembly. The transcript is spliced from 18 exons. The record is from RefSeq and is a predicted model, not a curated record. NCBI's taxonomy places the organism in Eukaryota, Metazoa, Chordata, Mammalia, Chiroptera, Phyllostomidae. Bases 226 to 3213 code for a protein of 995 amino acids.